AUAUAACAGCUUUACAUGUGCUCUAUCGCCACUGGUAACCAGUGUAAAUCCUGUAGAACAAUCUCAGUGUUGAAUUUUUAAUUCUUUACAAGGCAAUAUGGCACAAACAGUUAUAUCUGCAAAUUAUCCACCGCAUAUCGAUCCGACACGGACACCUCUAGCAUAUGGAGAUAGAGCUCUUCCACGAUUGAACAAAGAACUGAAGGACUCAACACUUCUAGUUCGCCAAAGAGCUGUGAUGUCAUUAUGCGACCAUUUACACGAUCCUGAACAUAUAGCAGAAGCUUUAAGAGUGGGAAUAGCAGAAAGUUUGAAGUCCCUACUUGCUGAUGCAGAUUUAACAGUCAGACAGAAAGCAACCGAAUGUUUAUUUGUAAUUGGAGGUCAUGCAAUAGGUAGAGAUGCUUUUUUGGACAAUGGGAUUAUACCACCAGUGGCAAAACUGUUCGAUGACAAGGAAGACAUUGCGAGAAAGAAUGCACAUCAAGCAAUGAAAAUGAUUUCUGAAACACCUCCAGGAGCUGAAGGAAUUGUGUUGGCUAAUUUAGUCCCCACUCUUGUGAAAAAAUUAUCAUCAGAGAAAGAUGAAAUCAAGGUUUUGAUUUUAGACACCUUACACUACUGCAUGAGAGUUGACACCAAUCAAGCCUUAGGUGCUGGGGCUAUGGAGACAUUCACUAAACUCUUGGACCACGCUUCUGAUGUGAUCAGAGCAAAAGCUGCCAGGGACAUCAUGGAUCUAAGUGUUCCUUUGGAUGGCAAGAACAAGGCAGUAGAAGUCAAGUGUGUGCCUUCCUUAGUCAGGCUCCUGAAGGACAAAGAGCCAGACGUACGGGCAAAUGCUGCAGGUGCCCUCAUGAUGAUUACUAUAACAACAAAGGGUAAAUACACUGCCAUAAAUGAAGGAAAAGCCAUUCAGCCCCUGGUAGAUUUGGUGGAUGAUUCUGUGAGUGAGGUCAGGCUGAAUGCCAUCAAGGCUUUGACUUGUUUGUCCGAGGCUCCUGAGGGUAGAGUUGUAUUACUAAAACAUGUAGAGAAGAUAAGGGACCAUGAAAAGGACUCCAUUCCUGCUGUUGUGAAGGCAGCCACCAUAGCCGUUCGAGUGAUCACAUGGAAACCCUGAGUGCUUAGUUCAAGUGAUGAGUGAAUGUGUCUGGUGCACGUGUGUGUGUGGAGUAUGACUGUUGUUCAGUUCAAACUGUGAUAUGUAAAUAGACAUCUCAUCAUUAAUGUGCAAUCAUGAAUGUUUGAAUCAUAUCUGUAUUGGAAACUAUUUUUCAAAAAAAAAAAAACAUUGAAAAAUGAAAUACACCAAGAGAAAAGGUAUCAUGCUAUUUGCUUAAUACUUGUCUCUUAUAUAAUUUCAAAUCAUAUGGAUUUAUAUUAUUUUACUCUAUAAAUUCCAUUUAUCUUUCUGGAGCAUAUCUAAUUUUUGUUUCUAUUAAACUAUUUAUCCAU
Ostrea edulis (European flat oyster) is the source of this 1458-nucleotide messenger RNA. Its product is annotated as radial spoke head 14 homolog. The coding region runs from base 98 to 1123 and encodes 341 amino acids. Gene Ontology annotation, molecular function: protein binding. The record is from RefSeq and is a predicted model, not a curated record. Lineage: Eukaryota; Metazoa; Mollusca; Bivalvia; Ostreida; Ostreidae. The transcript has 10 exons.